Messenger RNA from Mytilus californianus (California mussel), 910 nucleotides. Its product is annotated as isatin hydrolase-like. Gene Ontology annotation, molecular function: arylformamidase activity. Lineage: Eukaryota; Metazoa; Mollusca; Bivalvia; Mytilida; Mytilidae. The coding region runs from base 24 to 890 and encodes 288 amino acids. The transcript is spliced from 3 exons. The record is from RefSeq and is a predicted model, not a curated record.
UUUUGAGUGUCUCUAAGAACAGGAUGAGUCGUUUAAUUUUCUGGACAUUGUUUAUUGUCGGCUAUUGCAGUCAUCUAGACUUUGACAUUGUUGAUUUAAGUCAUACUAUUGGACCAACAACUAUAAGAUUGCCUUUUUAUCCACCAUACAAUUUUACAGUUAUUAAGAAAUAUUUCGACGAGAAUCUCAAUAUCUGGAUUGAAGAAAAUUGGUUUGGUAUGGCGGAACACACCAACACUCAUGUUGAUGCACCAGCCCAUAUGUUUAGAGGAAGGCCUUUCAUGAACGAAGUUCCUUUAGAAAAAAUGGUUGGACCUGGAGUAAUAAUUGAUGUAACAGAAAAGGUUGCUGUGAAUUUCGUGUAUGGUGUAAUGGUUGACGAUUUGUUAAACUGGGAAGCUCAAUUUGGUAAAAUACCAGACUAUGCAGUGGUAAUAAUGAACUCAGGAUGGUAUAAAAAGUAUCCAGAUCCAGAAUUGGUCUUUGGGUCACAAAAUUGGACUAACAUGCAAACUCAUCGGUUUCCAAGCUGGACAAUCGACGCUGUAGAAUGGUUACUAUGCAACAGACAUGUGCUGGCUGUUGGUGUUGACACACCGUCGGUGGACCUUCGUGGUCUCGGAGCACUACCGGUUCAUAAAAGGCUUUUUCGUGAAUCUAUAAUUGCAUUAGAAGGCGUUGCAAACCUAGAUGCGAUUCCCCCUUGUAAAUCGACUAUUUUCAUCCCUCCUUUGAAGCUGUAUAAAGGUAGUGGAGCACCGGCUAGAAUAUUUGCAACAGUUCCCAAAAUGAAACAUGAUGGUUACAAUCAAGUUAAAAAUGCUCCAAGUGAUGUUAAUCCUAAAUUCCAUAAUGCCAGGAUAAAGACAGAGUUUUAUGAACAUAAAUAAAACAAAUAUAUUAAACUGAA